ACCAAGACAUUGAUUGAACUGGACUCAGUAGUCAUCAACACAAUCAAUGAUGUUGGUCCGUCAACGAAUUGCAGCUGUCUCAUCAACAGCUCAAUUCCGAGCUUUGUCGCGAGCUACCACACCUUUGUCGUCGCGACCAUUGACCUUGACGAAACCAUCACAGCUAUCCAAACAAUUCAGUGCUCGUCGCGCCUACGCGUCUGAAGCUGCCGCACAACCACCCAAAAAGAAACGAUUUAGGGUCUUGCGAUGGACAUGGCGUCUGACUUGGCUGGCUGGUUUGGGUAUGACUGGAUACUUGGGUUAUCGUAUCUAUCUUCUGCGUCAUCCUGCCGAACAAAUUGAGCCUGAUCCGUCCAAGAAGACGUUGGUGAUUCUCGGAACCGGCUGGGGCUCCGUCAGUCUUCUCAAAAAGCUCGAUACCGAAAACUACAAUGUCGUCGUCAUCUCACCUCGGAAUUUCUUCCUCUUCACCCCUUUACUCCCCUCGUGUACCACGGGACUGAUUGAGCAUCGCUCCAUCAUGGAACCCAUUCGGAAUAUCCUGCGCCACAAAAAGGCCACUGUGAAGUAUUACGAGGCUGAAGCUACAAAGAUUGAUUACGAGAAUCGCCUUGUCUAUAUCAGUGAUGAUUCGGAGAUUAAAGGUGAUGUGUCGCAUACGGUUGUUCCGUUUGAUAUGUUGGUUGUUGGUGUUGGUGCUGAGAAUGCUACUUUUGGUAUCCCCGGUGUCCGCGAACAUUCCUGCUUUUUGAAGGAAGUCGGGGAUGCGCAGAAAAUUCGUAAACGGAUCAUGGACUGCGUCGAGACUGCUUCUUUCAAGGAUCAGACCGAGGAAGAAGUCAAACGUCUUUUGCACAUGGUUGUUGUCGGCGGUGGUCCUACCGGUGUUGAAUUCGCGGGCGAAUUGCAGGAUUUCUUUGAAGAGGAUUUGAGGAAGUGGAUUCCUGGUAUUCAGGAUAAUUUCCAUGUUACCUUGGUUGAGGCUUUGCCAAAUAUUCUCCCCAUGUUCUCCAAACAACUCAUCGAAUACACCGAAUCCAGCUUCAAAGAAGAAAAAAUCACCAUCCGCACAAAAACAAUGGUCAAAAAAGUAACAGACAAAUACAUCGAAGCAGAAAUCACCAAACCGGAUGGAAGCAAAGAACUCGAAAAGAUUCCUUACGGGCUCUUGGUCUGGGCAACCGGUAACGCCGUCCGCCCCGUUGUCAAGGAUCUCAUGGGCCAAAUCUCCGCACAACAGAACUCCCGUCGCGGUCUCGCCGUUAAUGAAUAUCUAGUCGUGAACGGAACAGAAAAUAUCUGGGCCGUCGGCGACUGCGCAAUUACGAACUACGCCCCCACGGCACAAGUUGCAAGUCAGGAAGGCGCCUUUUUAGCUCGGUUAUUCAAUACAAUGGCCAAAACCGAAUCCCUCGAAGAGGAGCUCAAACGUCUUAGCGUCGCACAACAGGAAGCCAAGGACGAAGAAUCGCGCAACAAAAUCUUUGACGAAAUCAAGGAACGACAACGUCAACUGCGCCGCACGAAACAGAUCGGUCCCUUCCAGUACUCGCAUCAGGGAAGUUUGGCGUAUAUUGGUAAGGAGAGAGCGGUUGCCGAUAUUAGUUGGGUGAGUGGGAAUAUUGCUAGUGGUGGUACGAUGACAUAUUUGUUUUGGAGGAGUGCGUAUUUGAGUAUGGUCUUUAGCGCGCGAAACCGUAUUCUCGUUGCUACGGACUGGAUUAAGGCCAAAGUUUUUGGUCGUGACGUUUCUCGAGAGUAAUUUUCUUUUCUUUUCUUUGCAGUGUUAGAAAAGCAUAGACUUGUUUCCUUUGUUGUUCUUACGUCUGUCUGUUUUGAGUUGCCCGUUUCAUUUCAAUGUACUGUGUACUACAUACUUUUGACUGUUAGCAGAGACAAUAGAAUAAUGUAUUAUAACAUGUUCUGAUAUGUCUCCUACUCUAGCAUGGAUGGCAGUUACUAGAUAGUACAGGUAUUAAAUCGAAUUACUUCACUACCACCACCAUCCCCCUCCACCCCGUCUUCCGAGUCUGGAGAAAUAAGGAGGUUACAGGAUAUCACCAACAUCAACUCCCUCUGCAUUUCCAUCAGCCUUCACAGCAGAGCCAUCAACUAUAUUACCCAGCGUAUCGUCAUCAUCCACAUCCCCGUUCUUGUCCCCGGCAUUCUGUCGGCGAUGUUUCAGGAUGGUGAUGUUUUGCAGGUUUUUACUCACGUCCGCCGAUGAGUCGUCGGCUGCGUUUAGGAGGGCGUCGUUGUUUGAGGCGUUGUUGUUGUCGUUGUCGUUGGCCGCGUUGAGUGUUGGGUCUUGGACUAUAGGUGCUGCGGAAGCAGAUGGAGUCGGUGAUGGUGUUGCAGAGGAUGAGGAGGCUUGUCUACGCAAGACGCUGACGCCCUGCACAUUAUCAUCAACCGCAGCAGCGGAGCCAUCAAGUACAUUGGCCAGAGACUCGUCAUUGUCCCCGUUGCCGUUACCGUUAUUCGUGGUAGAAGGAGUAUCCCGCCCUAAGAGAGCGGAUAACCACCCCCUUUUCCCCACGGAUUGUUUCGACGACGUACGACGCAGGACGGUAAUGUUCUGAAUAUUACGAUUUACGUCGCCGGUAUCACCGUCAAGAACAUUCAAAAGACUUUCAUUAUCAUCCCCGUUUCCGUUCCCAUUCUCAGAUUUGGAAGGGAAUUGUCGUCUUGCGACGGAAACGUUUUGCGCGUUUCGGUUUAUGUCUGCUGCUGAGCCGUCAAGAACGUUAGCGAGUUGGUCUGAGUUGUCGUUGUUACCGGAGGUAGAGCUUGUGCUUGGUGCUGGGAGGAGUUGACGGCGUAGAAGGCUACCCAGAUCUGCGAUGUCGACGUUUUGUCCGUUUCCGUCGACUGAAAGAGAAGAGUCGUCGAGGAUGUUGCCGAGGGAGUCGUCGUUGGAGUUGUUGUCAGAAUCGGAGUUUUGGCGAGUUGGGAGGUCGCUGAGGACAUUGCCGAAGUCGUUGGGGGUGUUGGAUGAUUGGCGUCUUUUUAAGCCGCCGAGGACAUCGUCCAGACCAGCGUCGUCGUCGUCAGAAGAUUGGCGAGCUCUCAAUCCACCGAGAAGGCCCCCAAGCCCAUCAUCAUCAUCGUCAUCGUCAGAAGAUUGACGCG
This is a messenger RNA of Talaromyces stipitatus ATCC 10500, 3135 nucleotides long. Its product is annotated as alternative NADH-dehydrogenase. The coding region runs from base 47 to 1765 and encodes 572 amino acids. NCBI's taxonomy places the organism in Eukaryota, Fungi, Ascomycota, Eurotiomycetes, Eurotiales, Trichocomaceae. Gene Ontology annotation, molecular function: NADH dehydrogenase activity. The record is from RefSeq and is a predicted model, not a curated record. The transcript has 6 exons.